Molecule: messenger RNA, 991 nt
Organism: Neoarius graeffei (lesser salmon catfish)
Lineage: Eukaryota; Metazoa; Chordata; Actinopteri; Siluriformes; Ariidae
Gene: rdh8b
Product: retinol dehydrogenase 8b
Exons: 7
Coding region: 38-991 (317 amino acids)
Biological process (GO): estrogen biosynthetic process
Cellular component (GO): cytoplasm
Molecular function (GO): estradiol 17-beta-dehydrogenase [NAD(P)+] activity
Source: RefSeq, a predicted model, not a curated record
CAAGUGGAUUGGUCGCCAUGACAACAGUAAAGAUAUCAUGGCUGCGCCUGGACAGAAAGCGGUUUUGAUCACGGGCUGUUCUUCAGGAAUCGGGCUGUGGAUCUCUACGGUGCUCGCUAAAGAUGAACAACAGAGAUAUUAUGUGAUAGCUACAAUGAGGGACUUGAAGAAGAAAGACACUCUGUUGGAGGUUGUGGGCGAUGCGUACGGCAAAACUCUCUCUGUCCUCACACUGGAUGUGUGUAGUGAUGAGUCUGUCUCAGCGUGCAUCAACAGCAUUAAAGAAAGACACAUUGACAUUCUGAUUAAUAAUGCAGGUGUGAGUCUGGUCAGCCCAGUGGAGUGUGUAUCCAUGGAGGAGGUGAGGAGUGUGUUUGAAACAAACGUGUUCGGAGUGAUCAGGAUGAUUAAAGCCGUCGUUCAGGACAUGAAGAAACACCGAGCAGGACACAUCAUCACCAUCAGCAGCACCAUGGGUCUGCAAGGUGUGGCAUUUAACGAUGUCUAUGCUGCAUCUAAAUUUGCUGUUGAGGGGUUUUGUGAAAGUCUUGCUGUGCAGCUGCUGAAGUUUAACAUCACUGUGUCGCUGAUCGAGCCUGGUCCUGUCCACACUGACUUUGAGCUGAAAAUGACUGAGCAUGUCUCUCAGAAAGACUACCCUGGACUAGACGCUGAGACGCUGCACUACUUUAAGAACUUUUAUCUUCCUGGAUCCAUGAACAUCUUUCAAACAUUUGGGCAAACACCCCAGCAGAUUGCCAUGAUCACGAAGCAGGUGAUUGAGACGCGGCGUCCUCGUUUGCGUACCCUAACCAACCCUCUGUUCACUCCACUGGUGGCGCUGAAGAUGGCUGACGAGAGCGGAGACUUGUCCGUGCGCUCACUUUAUCACCUGCUCUUUAACCUGGGCGGAGUCAUGAAGAUCAGCAUGAACACACUCAAGUGCCUCACCUGUGCAUGUUUACAGAGUAGAACCGUCUCUCCUGACUAA